AAAAACUUUUAUUACCUGUAAAUAUUGUUUUAGAUAUAAUUUCCCAAGGAUAAUAAUACAUUAAUACAAAAAAUUUGAACGCCACUGAGUGUUUUGAGCCUAUAAAUAUCCGCUCAUUGAUCUAUCAUGUUCAGUAACCAACCAGCUCCUCCAACUCAAGCUCAAUACAUUUCAAUCAUCUUCUAUUCUUCUUACCACAAAGUUGAGAAGAUUCCCAAAGCUUUAUAUUCAAUCAAUAAUGGCCCAUCAGCGUCACAUUCUCCUCAUAACUUUCCCGGCCCAAGGCCACAUAAAUCCGAGCCUCCAGUUCGCCAAGAAGCUCACCAGCAUGGGGGCAGAAGUGACAUUCGCCACCAGCUUGUCAGCUCACACCCGCAUGGCCAAAACCCUAGCAGCCACAAAAGGCCUUCACCUCGCUUCCUUCUCCGACGGCUACGACGACGGAUUCAAGCUCACUGAUGACGCUAACAAGUUCAUGUCCUCAAUUCGCAGUCACGGCUCCGAGAGAGUCAGAGAAAUAUUGCGUUCGAGUGCUGAAAAAGGCCGCCCUGUUAGUUGCGUGGUGUACACGCUUCUCCUCCCUUGGGUGGCCGAGGUGGCACGUGAAAUUCACGUUCCAUCUGCGCUCCUUUGGAUCCAACCAGCUGCGGUUCUAGAUCUUUACUACUACUAUUUCAAUGGCUACGGUGAUGCCAUGAAGAAUUGUCUAGAUGACCCCGAAUGGUCUAUACAAUUACCUGGCUUGCCGCGCCUCCAUGCACGUGACCUUCCCUCUUUUCUCCUUCCGAAUUGUCACGAAAUGUACAGUUUCGCGCUUCCAUCGUUCAAAGAGCAGCUAGAUGUGCUUAAUGCUGAUGAGGAACCUAAGGUGCUGGUGAAUUCUUUCGACGCGUUGGAAUGUGAGGCUCUCAGAGCAGUGGAUAAGCUCAAGUUGAUUGCAGUAGGGCCGAUUCUUCCGUCAGCUUUCUUGGACGGCAAGGAUCCCUCGGACACUUCAGUGGGAGGGGACCUUUUCCAAAAAUCACGAAACUACAUUGAUUGGUUGGAUUCCAAGGCUAGGAGAUCCGUGGUUUAUAUUUCAUUCGGGAGUAUUUUGACACUGUCGAAACAUCAAGUGGAGGAGAUUGGGAGAGGCUUGUUGAAAAGUGGGAUGCCUUUUCUGUGGGUGAUACGAAAAAAGGAAGGCGAAAAUGGGCUAGAAGAAGAGAAAUUGAGUUGCAUGGAGGAAUUAGAACAACAAGGGAUGAUAGUGCCUUGGUGUAGUCAGCUAGAAGUACUUUCACACCCUUCAUUAGGAUGUUUUGUGACGCAUUGUGGAUGGAAUUCGACGUUGGAGAGCCUGGUUUCAGGGGUCCCCGUGGUGGCGUUUCCACAUUGGACCGACCAGACCACGAAUGCAAAGCUGAUAGAAGAUGUGUGGAAGACGGGAGUGAGAGUGAAUGGUGAUGAAAAAGGAGUGGUUGAUGGGGAUGAAGUUCACAGGUGCUUGGAACUGGUGAUGGGGGAUGAAGUGUUGAGAAGGAAUGCUGAGAAAUGGGGUGAUUUGGCUAGGGAAGCAACAAAAGGGGGCUCUUCGGAUAAGAAUCUAAAGGCUUUUGUGGAAGAUUUUGAUCAACAAGUCUGUUAGUUGUCAUCGUCAGUAAUUUAUGGUCUAUAAUUUCUUUCGAGUAUAAUCCAGAUAUGAUAUCUCAUCAUGUCUGUUAUUUGUAUGACGGCCGGUCAGUUGCGGGCCAGCCGUCGGUUGUAUAAGUGAAUAUUAUUCGUAUGCCAUUUCACUCCA
Molecule: messenger RNA, 1780 nt
Organism: Daucus carota subsp. sativus
Lineage: Eukaryota; Viridiplantae; Streptophyta; Magnoliopsida; Apiales; Apiaceae
Product: crocetin glucosyltransferase, chloroplastic
Exons: 1
Coding region: 239-1627 (462 amino acids)
Molecular function (GO): quercetin 7-O-glucosyltransferase activity; quercetin 3-O-glucosyltransferase activity
Source: RefSeq, a predicted model, not a curated record